CCGGAAGUGACGGCGCGGAUCAGCCGGUGGCGCACGAUUCGAGAAGGUUCGAGGCGGAGUAGGCCUCAGGCUCGAGAGGCCGCGGAGAUCGAGGAGGAGUGACAGCCGUCCCAAAGGAGAGGCGCUGGACGCGGGACGGCAAUUUCCCCCUCCCCUCCAAAGAGAAAGAGAUGUUCCGGCCGAAUUUCCGACCGUCCCGGGCGGGGUUCCGCAGCCCGCCGCCAGGCCCGGGCCCAGGCUCAGGCCCGUUCACCGGGACGGGACAGUCCGGAGGAGGCAGCAGCAUGUACUCCUGGGGUAGCUCGGCCACCCCGCCCUACGGAGGCUGGCAACCCCCCCGGGGUGUCUAUAAUAAAUCUCCGCAGCAGCAAGGCCCGGGCUCGGGGUCUUUCCAACACCGUUACCAGAGCCCGUCUCCCGGACAGCAGCAGCAACAGGGUUUCAGCGGCGGCGGAAGCAGCCCCCGGCACCGGGGCCGAUACUCCUCUCCCCCCUACCUUCACCAUCCGCAGCAGCACACGCUGUCUCCGGGGCCUCAGACACACUCCCCUAGCCCGCACCACCGCAAAUACCAGGCUUCGCCCAGGACGUCCACCCCAUUCAGCGGCGGGGGCAGGUCCCCGGCGCCGGUGGAACAGUACUACAAACCUUCCAUGCUGCAGGACCCUUGGGCUGACCUGGAGCCAGUCCUUGUCUCUGACAUUCACCAGCAGUACAGCAACCUGCAGACCCCCAGCACUGGCAGAGGACGGAGAUAUUUCACUUAGCAGCAAAAAGACUCAACAUUAACCAUCCUUUUCUCGUGUGUGUAUGUGUAUGUCUGUCUGUGUAUCUACCAAAGGUAGAGUAACUCCCUCAACCGGCCAACAUGGAUCGAGAGCUAUUCUGGUUCCCACUAGCAUUGCAUUCCACAGACAAAUUUUUUUUUUUAAAAAAAGACAGGAUUUUGAUUACAAUUUUUUUGCAGAAUCAACUUUUUAAAAAUAAGUCCUAUUUUUUUACCCAGGCACCUUUUUUUUUCCUUUUUUGGCAACACCAGUGUCUCGUUGGAUGUUACCCGGAGAGUAUUAACUACUUCAGAAUUGGGAAGUGCCUGCUCAGAAGAACUGUUGAAAUGUUCUUUAAAAUCACCAGCUAGUGAACAAUGACUAAUUAUUUUACAGGUGUCCGCCACUCCUAUGCAUUAAUGAACAGGUUAGAUAGCAUGUGAUCUGAUUUUUACUAAACCAUUGAAUUGGUCAUUUUUAAAAAUUUUUGUCAACUUUUUUAAUUGAAGAUUGAAAUGUCAAUGUUUAAUUUUGUAUAAUCCAUGUUUCUAGCAUAUAUGCGUGUGAAUGUUAGGAUAAACAAAAAUGAUUCAGGUCUGGUUCAAUAAUGUUAUGGCAAUUCUUGGGCUAUGUGCAGCAAAGGUGCGAGGUGUGCUGCUGUUCCUUCAGUUUUCAGUAUUUUUAUUUUCAACUUUUUUUUUCAAGAAAGUCAAAGAACAAUUUGAGGAAAUGUGAAAUCAAUUUGCAAACAUAAGUUGUGGGCAUUGUGGGAGUAUAAUGGAUUGUUCUGUGAUUACUGCAUAUUGUUAUAUUUGGUAGCACAUAAACCUACCAGUAUAUAUAAGAGAAUUUUAUUGUAGGGUGGAUGGAAAGACAGAUUUCUCAGUGGCUGAUAGCUCGAAUUGUUUCUUACCUUGGUAUUUAUCAUAAAAAUAAAGUUUUCCUGAUUUUUUUUUUAAAAUCUUGGGAUUAUGGAAAAGU
Messenger RNA from Rhincodon typus (whale shark), 1748 nucleotides. Its product is annotated as M-phase specific PLK1 interacting protein. The record is from RefSeq and is a predicted model, not a curated record. NCBI's taxonomy places the organism in Eukaryota, Metazoa, Chordata, Chondrichthyes, Orectolobiformes, Rhincodontidae. The transcript has a single exon. Gene Ontology annotation, cellular component: midbody; centrosome; nucleus. Bases 171 to 767 code for a protein of 198 amino acids.